CCAUCUACGGACACUGGACUAGUACCAGAGAGAAAGCCAGCAGCGGACAUUUCGGCCAUUGCGGACGCAGCAUUUGACCAGGAAGACUAUUCUGGUCAUCUUUAGCUGCGUCCUGUCAGACCUGCUAUGGCCGAUAAGUUGAGUUCAAGCACGUCUGCUGAAAGUCGCGGCGCUGCAGAGUCGACUCUGGCAGCACCCCCAAAACGGAUUGCCAAAGGUGUUGUCCUAGACAAGGAUGGAAAGCCGUGUCGACCUUGCACGUCUUUCGCUGCAUGGGCAUCACAGACUUCAUCGUCGCUCAAAGCGACGACAGCCGAGACAGCCUCCGCCGUAUCCGCAACGCCGAGGGAGUGCCCUGCUGAUGUCGAGAUGCUCGGUCGCAGUGCAUGGACCUUAUUGCAUUCCAUCGCAGCCACAUAUCCGACUCUCCCAACGACCACAGAGCAGUCGGACGUCAAGGGUUUUAUGAGGCUAUUCGCAAAACUCUACCCUUGUUGGGUUUGCGCCGAGGAUUUUCAGCAAUAUAUACAAAAACAGGAAAUCCGCGCUGGCAGUAGAGACGAGUUUGGCAACUGGCUAUGCGAGGCACACAACGAAGUCAACAAAAAACUAGGAAAGCCGAGUCUCAAGAAGCCCGUGGCGGUGGCCGAAUAUCUGUUCACGCGGCUGCACCAGAUUGGCAUCCGCUCAGUUCACGGCCUACCGGGAGACUUCAACCUCACGGCACUCGACUACAUCCCGAAAGCCAAGCUCCGAUGGGUGGGCAGUGUCAACGAACUCAACGCCGCAUACGCAGCCGAUGGCUAUGCCCGCUCCAAGGGGAUUUCGGCGCUCGCCACCACCUUUGGUGUGGGUGAGUUGUCGGCAAUGAAUGGCGUCGCCGGCGCUUACUCGGAACACAUCCCCAUGGUGCACAUCGUCGGCUGCCCGUCGACAAUCUCACAGCGGAAUGGGAUGCUGUUGCACCACACUCUUGGCAACGGCGACUUCAACGUGUUCGCGAAUAUGAGCUCGCAGAUUUCGUGCGAUGUUGCUAGGCUAACCAAGCCUGCCGAGAUUGCCGAGCAGAUUGACCAUGCGUUGCGGGAGUGCUGGAUACGUAGCAGACCCGUUUACAUCAUGCUCCCCACCGACAUGGCCGAGAAGCAGGUCGAGGGUCGGCGGCUCGACACUGCCAUUGAUCUGUCGGAGCCCAAGAAUGACGUCGAGCGCGAGGACUACGUUGUUGAAGCCGUCCGAGGCCUAGUGAGCAAGACGAGACUGCCCGUCUUCGUAACUCCGAUGGGUAAAGGCGCCGUGGACGAGAACUCGCCAAGUUACGGCGGUGUCUACGCGGGCUGCGGGUCAAGUCCAGAUGUCAUAGCUCAGGUCGAAGGCUCCGAUCUUGUCCUGUUUGUCGGGUCGCUGAAGAGCGACUUCAACACGACAGGAUUCUCUUACCAUACUUCGCAACUUACUACCAUCGACUUCCACAGCACGCACUGCGCAGUUCGCUAUUCCGAGUACCCGGGGGUUACAAUGCGAGGUGUGCUCCGCAAAAUCACUGAGGGCGUCGACCCGACCCGCCUGUCACCGCCCGACAUGCCAAGGGUGGUGAACGAAGUGGCCAAGAACCGCGACAACUCCCAGACUAUUACCCAGGCCUGGUUCUGGCCCAGGCUGGGCAUGUAUCUCAAGGAGGGCGACAUCGUUGUUACAGAGACCGGCACGGCCAACUUUGGCAUCUGGGAAACAAGGUUCCCUGCCGGGGUGACGGGUAUCAACCAGAUACUUUGGGGCAGCCUUGGUUGGUCGGUGGGCGCGGCACAAGGCGCAGCACUAGGCGCGCGAGACAUGAACCUAAACUGCCGCACUAUCUUGCUUGUCGGUGAUGGUUCAUUCCAGCUCACAGUGCAAGAGGUCAGCACCAUGAUCCGUCAUGGUUUAAAUAUCACGAUGCAACGCUGCAUCCACGAUAUGGAUGCAGAGUACAAUAACAUUGUCCCGUGGAAGUACACAGAAAUCCCCGGCGUGUUCGGAGCCACGGACAAGCAGGUUAAGAAAUAUGUGGUCGAGACCAAGGAUGAAGUUGAUAGGCUUCUCACGAACAAGGACUUCACCAACGGCCUAGGUUUGCAGUUUGUUGAGCUGGAGAUGGCGAGAGACGAUGCUCCUCGUGCCCUGAAACUCGCCGCCGAGAUAGCGGCGAGAAACAACACGAAGGCCGACUGA
Molecule: messenger RNA, 2211 nt
Organism: Lasiosphaeria miniovina
Lineage: Eukaryota; Fungi; Ascomycota; Sordariomycetes; Sordariales; Lasiosphaeriaceae
Product: thiamine diphosphate-binding protein
Exons: 7
Coding region: 127-2211 (694 amino acids)
Cellular component (GO): cytosol; nucleus
Molecular function (GO): thiol oxidase activity; thiamine pyrophosphate binding; magnesium ion binding
Source: RefSeq, a predicted model, not a curated record